Molecule: messenger RNA, 1755 nt
Organism: Exserohilum turcica Et28A
Lineage: Eukaryota; Fungi; Ascomycota; Dothideomycetes; Pleosporales; Pleosporaceae
Exons: 1
Coding region: 1-1755 (584 amino acids)
Source: RefSeq, a predicted model, not a curated record
AUGUCGCAGCACCACUUCUUCAGUAGUGUGGGCAAACCGUUUCAUCUCAACGGGCUGAAGAAUGUUGGAGAGUUGGAUUUGACGGAUCCGGAGUCUGGGGAUGAGAAAUGUGUUGUUGGGAAGAAGGGAAGUGCAAAGAGCAUAUUGGCAGAUAUCUUGGGAGAAGCACGCGGCGACAAUCAAAAAGAUACUGUGACGCCGGAAAAGGAAAAAGACAAACAACGACAUACAUGUGAGAACUCGGAGACGCCACAUAAUUUCUCGCUGAGUACACUGCCUAGUAUCAUCGACCUGCAGCGCGUUCAACAAGCACUGCGAGAUGGCUCUGCGUUCCAGCGUUCCUCGCAUUAUCAUCAUCAUCAUCAUCAUCAUCCCCCAGACGCAUACCACCCUGAACGCCCGCACCUUUCCAACCAGAUCUUCCGCCCGAAAAGCGGCAAGGACCUCGGCGCACUCUUCUCCUCAAGAAAACAGCACCACGCGGAUCCCCGCGCGCAAAACUACUCGUCAGUCAGCUUCUGCGACCACGUGGAAUUCUACAUCGACUGGGACCCGCAGGACCCAGAGAACCGGCACGGCUCGUUUCGGCCGUGCUUCCAGCGCUUCGAGGAUCGGUUGCCGUGGACGGAGCAUGCGAAGUGUGCGGAGCCCGAUGUGCUGGAGAAGAUGAAGAAGCUUGCGGUGCGUAUUGUGCGGAAGUUUGAGGAACGGGAGAGAGAGCGGUUGACGCUGUGGGACAGGCGCGAUGGCUUGGAACCGAGGAGGGCGCCGCCUUUGAAUAGGGUUGAGCGCGAGGUUAUGCUUAUGUAUUCGCAGUUGAGGAGGGGGAGGCCGCGGGGUGUGGGUGGGAAGGAGAAGAAGACGCUGAGGAAGACGGCGGAAAAGAAGAUUGUGAAGACGGGUGAGAGAAAGCGCUUGCAUAAGACUAUGAAGCGGGUUUCGUCGCUGGGCGGCUACGAACUCCCUAUAAAGGACGAGCAUGAUGACCGACUGACUCGGAGUAGUAAGAACCAUGGUCAGGAUGGUGCGUCGCUGAAAGUGGUAUCAGGAGAGAAGCAAAAGAGGUCAACUCGAGAGUUGAAGGAGACUUCUCCUCAGCCUAAGACUCCCAAUGACGAUAACGAGGACGAGUAUGAUGCCCAACUGACUCGGGACAGUAAGAGGCAUGGCCAAAAUGGUGCGGCGCUGAAAGUGAUAUCCAGUGAGAAGCAAAAGAAGCCUUCUGAAAAGUCAAACGAGACCUCUCCACAGCCUCAAGAUCCCAAAAACGAUAACAAGAACUCGUCGGGCGAGACUAACAGCGGAAAAGCGAGUAAACAGAAUACCCGGACUGAACCGGAAACUGCCGCUACUGACGCAUCAAAAACCAUCGAUGGGCAGAAAGAUCCUGCCAACCAAGUCCCAGCAACCAAGCACCAUCCACCCACCUCUCACACCGCAAUCAUCGCCGAAACCAAGCCAGUUACAAAGAAGCGCAAGACGCCACCUCCCACACCACCGCUUCCUGCAUCCUCCCCUCUGCCAAAACCCAAAAAGCGCAAAGUCUCUCCCGCAAAGACCCCAGACCCCUCUCCUCGGAAGAGAACCAGGAGACCAUUCAAAUCCGCCGCUGUAAUCGAAGACAGCGACGAGGAAACGAAUUACCAGCUUCCCGAGAUAGCGCACCAGGUACGCGGUUCUGGGGCGCGCCAGGGAUGGAAUGUGGAGGCAAAGGAGUUGAUAGAGGAGGUAAGGAAGGAGAUGGGAGGGAAGUAG